Messenger RNA from Miscanthus lutarioriparius, 861 nucleotides. Lineage: Eukaryota; Viridiplantae; Streptophyta; Magnoliopsida; Poales; Poaceae. The record is from the annotation of a GenBank genome assembly.
AUGGAGAUUAAGAGGGAUGUAUGGAGCCUGCUGCUCGUGCUGCUCCUCGGGCAGCUCGUCGCCUUCGCCAUGGCCGCCUCAAGCUUCACCUCCUCCGUCAUUGCUAAUCUUGGAGUUGAUGCACCACUGACACAGUCUUUCUUCGCUUACCUGUUGCUGACCACAGUCUAUGUACCAAUCGUCCUGCGUCGACGGCAGAAGCUGCAAAUAGCAUGGUACUGGUAUCUUGGGCUUGCCCUUGUGCUGCUUUCAGAUGCAGAAUCUCCAGAGGAGCAAGAUCCAGGAAAAAUGCCACUUCUGGGGGAUGUCCUUGUUAUUGCUGGGACAGUUGGUUUUGCGUUUAGCAAUGUUGGGGAGGAAUACUGUGUCAAGAAAAAGGAUAGAGUUGAAGUUGUUGCAAUGCUUGGACUCUUUGGGUUGCUGAUCAGCAUAGUGCAGAUACUUAUAUUUGAAAGGAAGGGCCUAGAAGCAGUUACAUGGUCUUCAACAAUGAUAAAUCUGUUUGCAGGAUUUGCAGUGGCAAUUUUCAUAUUCUACACAGUUACUCCUUUCGUUCUUAAGAUGAGUGGAUCUACAUUGUUCAACCUUUCACUGCUAACAUCUGACAUGUGGGCAGUUGCCAUUCGAGUUUUAUUCUAUCAGCAACAGAUAAACUGGUUGUACUACCUAGCAUUCACAGUUGUGGCCAUUGGAUUAAUCAUCUAUUCGUUGAAUGAUAGUUCUUCAGAUGAUGAAACAGCUGCAAGUACAGAAGCACCAGCCCAAUAUCAGCAACUACCAAUUGAAGACAAUUCAACAAGAAUUGGUUCCAAUUCAGGUAGCCAAGAAAGGACACAUAAGGAAGAAGUUCAUAUCUGUUAG